AUGGAGACCCGUCAGGUAUCCAGGAGCCCCCGGGCACGGCUGCUGCUGCUGCUGCUGCUACUUGUGUCCUGGGGCCACCGCACCGCCUCAGGAGCCGCCCUGCCUCCCGCGGGGGUCUUCAGACUCCACACCCCCAGCCGGGCUUGGGCGGGUCUGGCCACCCCCCAGUCGCGUCGGAGCCUGGCGCUGGCGGACGAUGCGGCCUUCCGGGAGCGCGCGCGGCUGCUGGCCGCCCUAGAGCGCCGCCACUGGCUGAACUCGUACAUGCACAAGCUGCUGGUGCUGGACGCGCCCUGA
Kogia breviceps (pygmy sperm whale) is the source of this 297-nucleotide messenger RNA. RefSeq names its product parathyroid hormone 2 (gene PTH2). Gene Ontology annotation, cellular component: extracellular region. Gene Ontology annotation, biological process: neuropeptide signaling pathway. The record is from RefSeq and is a predicted model, not a curated record. NCBI's taxonomy places the organism in Eukaryota, Metazoa, Chordata, Mammalia, Artiodactyla, Physeteridae.